Messenger RNA from Phragmites australis (common reed), 1265 nucleotides. RefSeq lists its product as uncharacterized. The transcript has a single exon. The record is from RefSeq and is a predicted model, not a curated record. Lineage: Eukaryota; Viridiplantae; Streptophyta; Magnoliopsida; Poales; Poaceae. Bases 131 to 1066 code for a protein of 311 amino acids.
CACACCCCCCACUCAUCCACGCACACAACAGAGACCACUCAUUGCCUUCGACUCCAACCAGAGAGAGAGCAACAGAGGCACAGAGCAAGCGAGCAGCUGCCGGGUCAGCGAGCCCGCUGCUGCAGCAGCAAUGGCGACGUGUCGCCUCACUUCAUGUUGCCUUCUCCUCGCCGUGCUCCUGGGGGCAGUGGCUGCCGCCUCCGCCUUCGACGAAGCGGCCGCCGCUGGCGUCGGCCUUGGUCACGGGGCGCGUUUCGCACGCAAGCCAGGACGCGCUGCUGCCGAGAAACCACAACCAGAGCUCCAACCCAAGCCACAGCCCGUGCCAGAACCAAAACCCGAACCAAAACCAGAGCCCAUGCCACAUCCAGAGCCUAAACCUAAACCCAAACCAGAGCCUGAACCAAAGCCAAUGCCACAUCCAGAGCCUAAACCUGAGCCAAAACCAGAACCCAAACCUGAGCCUUUACCUCAUCCUGAACCAAAACCUGAACCUCACCCUGAGCCCUUGCCCAAACCUGAGCCUAAACCGCAGCCUAUGCCACACCCAGAGCCUGAACCAAAGCCAAUGCCACAUCCAGAACCUAAACCUGAGCCAAAACCAGAACCCAAACCUGAGCCUUUACCUCAUCCUGAACCAAAACCUGAACCUCACCCCGAGCCCUUACCCAAACCUGAGCCUAAACCGCAGCCUAUGCCACAACCAGAGCCUAAGCCUCAGCCCAGACCCAAACCGGAGCCGAAGCCCAUGCCUCAACCUGGACCCAAGCCGGAGCCAAAGCCUAAGCCAAAACCAAAACCGGAGCCAAAACCUGAGCCAAAGCCGAAACCAGAACCUGAACCAAAACCCAAGCCAGAACCAAAGCCGGAGCCUAAGCCUGAACCAGAACCGAAACCAGAACCUGAACCAAAACCCAAACCAGAGCCAAAACCAGAACCUAAACCUGAACCAAAACCGAAGCCAGAACCAGAACCAAAACCCGAACCUAAACCUAAACCAGAACCAAAACCAGAACCAGAACCAAAACCCAAACCGCCGCCGCACAUCCCACCGGCAGCUAACUGACCAUGUGGCCGCUAUUUUGUAUGACGCGGCAGAGUAUCUGAAUAAAACCGGCCUGGGCCGGAGCUGCAGCAUGUGCUAGCUGCUGCUAGUUGUGCUAUUCUUUCUUUUCUUGUUACAUGCACGCUGAUUACAUUGGUGCACUUUAUUUUGUUCUUUCUACGUCUAUUGUGUACGUGACUCGUUGCUACUCUUUGUGUCA